Molecule: messenger RNA, 471 nt
Organism: Metarhizium album ARSEF 1941
Lineage: Eukaryota; Fungi; Ascomycota; Sordariomycetes; Hypocreales; Clavicipitaceae
Product: thioesterase family protein
Exons: 1
Coding region: 1-471 (156 amino acids)
Source: RefSeq, a predicted model, not a curated record
AUGUCCCGGGAGCACGACCAGUUCGUCGGCGCAACGCUCGCCUGCCCAAGGGGACUCAGGCACGUGCUGUGCCUUUUCCGCCCCGACGACGAGACGCAUCUGCGGGAUCCCACGCGCCCAAUCGCGCGUGUGGACACGCUGUUCGCCGUGGGCGACGGAUUGAGCGGCUACCGCGACAUCGUCCACGGCGGCAUGACCAUGACCAUGGCAGACGAAAGCAUGGGCACCGUCAACGAGAUCAACACCGCGCUGGGCAAGUACGGGCUCGUCCACAAGCUGAGCAGCUUGACGGCCUCCCUGGAGAUCAAGUUCUUGCGGCCCGUGCCCGCCCCGGGCGUGGUGUGGGUGACGUCCUGGACGGAGAGCAUCCAAGGGCGGAAGACCAAGGUGAGGUGCGAGGUCAAGGAUGGGCAGGCCGCCGUUCUGGCUACAGCCGCCAGCACGUGGGUGGCCCUCCAGCCCAGUUUGUAG